Molecule: messenger RNA, 2298 nt
Organism: Seminavis robusta
Lineage: Eukaryota; Bacillariophyta; Bacillariophyceae; Naviculales; Naviculaceae
Source: the annotation of a GenBank genome assembly
AUGACGCAAGAGCGAAACUGCAGUUACGUGGAAUACGUAGCCGACCCAACCGACGCUAGUGCCCAGGCCCCUUGUUUCAUGGUUUCACAUGCUUGGAGUGAGCCCGUAAUCAACUUUGUUGCGUGUGUUGGACAACAUGCUUUUGAUAGGGAUCUGCCAGACACGACAAGUUACUGGGUGUGUGCCUACGCGCUUCGGCAACACAGUCUAUCGACAGAGCUUCAAGUUGCAUCGGAUCACAAAGAUACUCCAUUCUACAAAGCCAUUCAACAUACUGAGGGCGCUGUGGCGAUACUUGACCAGAACGGUACAAUCUACAGCCGCCUAUGGUGUGUGUUCGAACUCGCCGUCGUUUUCACUGAUCGAAAGGAACAAAGCCCCUCCUACUCUUACGACAUGUACACCCUGCCAGCCCAUGGUAGCAAUGAAAAAGAGCUUGCUCUCGGGGCUGUCCCCGUUGGACUAACGGAAAGACCCGCCGUGUCAGAUUUUCACCCGACCUACCCGAGUGGGCACUUGAACAAGACUAUAUCAAACGAAACCAGGCAGAUUCAAAGACAAUCCCGCUUCCCGAUACACCUGUGCGAGCAAUCGUUUACGCUUCAAUUGGAAAAGGCAUCAGUCUGGCGUAAAGAGGACAGGUGCUUCAUCUUGAACAGUAUCACUGGGGAGAGCCAAGACCCCCCACCUCCAUCGCACCACGCGUACAGCAACCUGAACCACAUCCUAAGGGGUCGGUUUGCUGAGUCGUUGUACCGCACAGCACUGGAAAAUGGCCAUAGAUUGAAUGCAUAUCGUCAGGCUCUCUUGGAGGCCCCCUUGAAGCAAUUGGCCUUCGACUUCAAAGGCUGCAAAGCGUUUGGUGCUGAAUCCGGUUCCUUCUUCAAGUCGCUGCCAUCAACACUGGAAUCUUUAUCGCUCGAUUUAGGCGAAACCACACUGACCACUACAGAUGAUUUGUGCCGUGUGCUGAAGCGUUUAUCCCGUCUCACCAGCUUGAGAUUGAACCUCAACGACUGUGCAUGGCUGCGAGACAAACAUUAUGAUGUGUUGGUUGCCAUUGGCAGUCUUCAACAGCUAAAGGAGCUACAAUUCACCAUGAAAUCAGUGUUGUGGGACAGUCUUGCCAUCCCGUCCAGCUUGGAUAUCGACGGAUAUCGCGUACUUGCCACAGCCAGUCCUCCUGUAUCUCCGACCAUGGGUUAUGACCUUGGUUGUUGUCUUCAUCUACAGAAUCUUUUGGUGUUGUCUCUCGAUUUCUCUUUGAAUAAGGGGCUGAGGAGUCUAGAUGCCCUUGCAGACUCUGUUGCAAGGAUGCCGUGUCUCCAGGAAGUGCGGGUCCUUGCGCAUUUUUGCAAGCAGAUCGAGUCCAUUGAAGUGCUAUCUGAAGGCUUGGGUUCGCUUACCGAUCUACGGAUUCUGGAAAUCGGGUUUGGUUGCACGGCGGUGCGAUCCGUGGAACCACUGGCACAAGUCUUAUCCAAGCAAAGAUCUCUGAAGGAGCUUACGCUGGACUUUGCAAACUGUGACAACCCAUUCCCAAUAGGACGAGUUCUGCAUGCCAUCCAAUCCAAUCGCUUGCUUCACAAUCUUGAAAAAUUGGAGCUGGACUUUUCGCAGAAGAUCGCAAAGCAAGAGCUCCCUCCGACGCUGCAAAACUCUGGAGGCGACGAGAACAGCAAUGUUGACCCCUGGGACCCAUCCGGGCCUGCGGACGGCAGUGAGGUGUUACGCAUGGAGUUUCUCCCAACCAAACUACUGCAAAACCUCAAGAUUCUACGAGUAAGACUGAAUGGCCGUUCGAUAGCUUCCCUGGAUGGGCUGGUGGAAGCUUUUGGGAACAUUCAACUGGGCAGGAUGAGACGGCUCUGGGGGUGGCUCUAUUCUUUGCUCCCACGACCACUAAAACACGGGAGAUUUCUUACCCAAGAACUAACCAGCGCGUACUCUGGAAAUCAAUUUGAUGUUCUGGAGUUGUCUUGUCCAGGUAGCACCUUUGUGUGCAACGAGUCAAAGUACCAUGAGACUAUCAUUAUGUUCUACGAGACACUGUCCAACCUAAAGAUCCGUGCGUCGUCUCUGCUGCUGAAAUUCCCGGGCACAGAGGCCGUGUAUUCUAUCAAAGGCAUCCGUCCUGCACUGUGGAUAGCAAAGGGCAAAAAAGAACAGAGGGAACAGUUCUUGGCCAAGAUGUUUGGUCACUCAUCGCAUGAUUCUUAUUCUUGGUUGGAGGGAAGGGGUGACCAAGACGUUUGGCCACUUAUCGAUGAUUCCGAUUUUGGUUUGGAAGAUGUAUAA